This is a messenger RNA of Leptinotarsa decemlineata (Colorado potato beetle), 1521 nucleotides long. Its product is annotated as piggyBac transposable element-derived protein 4-like. Lineage: Eukaryota; Metazoa; Arthropoda; Insecta; Coleoptera; Chrysomelidae. The record is from RefSeq and is a predicted model, not a curated record.
GAGGUAAGAGGGCGGGAGGCAGUAUUUUUUGCGUCGCUCGUUGCGGACAACAGUAUGUGUUUGCAUAUUACAGCGGAACAACGUGUUUCAUUUUUUUUCAUUGUAUCAAGCUGAAGAAACUGGCUUCGAGAAGUUGUAAACGAGACGUUGACUCCUUUUGUUAUAUUUGCGGCAAAUUUAUUAAAGUAAGAGAGAAAAAGUUUGAUUUUAGUACAAAUUUAAAGAUUUGCGAGGCAUAUCAAGCUUACUUCUAUCUACCUGUAAAAAAUCAAGACAAAAAAUGAGCUUCACAUGUAUCAUGUAACUCUUGCAGAUACAUUCUGGACGGUUGGUACAGAGGUGAAAAAAGAGCAAUGAAGUUUGCAGUGCCGAGAAUUUGGAGGGAACCCAGUGAUCAUCACACCGACUGUUAUUUUUGUAUUGUAAAUCCACUCAAAGGUAAAAAUUCAAAGAAAACAUAUUAUCCUGAUCUACCAUCAACAUCGGCUCCAAUACCACAUACAUUGUUCAUACAAUGACGGAAGGAUUAGAAAAUAAAGAUUAUCAUAUUUACUUCGAUAAUUUUUUCACAACCGUGAACCUCGUGCAGACAAUGUACAAGAGAAAUAUAUUCUGUUGUGGUACUGUUAGAGUGAAUAGAAAAAAUUUGCCCAUUCACUUCCAAAGUGAUAAAAGUUUAUCUCGUGGCCAUUCGGACUGGUUUAGUAGGAGAGAUAUGAUUUCAUGCAUAAAGUGGAAGGACAAGAGAGUAGUUACGCUUCUCUCUACUAUACAUUCUCCUACAAACAAUGCAUCUGUUGGAAAAAGAGAAAAAGAUGGCACAAUCACGGAAAUAGCUUGCCCCAUUGCUAUAAAAGACUAUAGGCGUUGUAUGGGAUGCGUUAACAAAGCUGAUAUGCUGAAAUCCUACUAUGCUAUAGAUAGGAAAAGUCGGAAGUGGUGGCACCGAUUAUUUUGCCAUUUCUUGGACACAUCCAUUGUAAACUCUUAUAUAUUGUUCAGAGAGAAAACUGGAAAUAAAAUGAAACUUAAGGAAUUCCGUCUCGAAGUUGUAUCUGGUUUGGUUGGAGCCAAUUCAUUGAAAGAAAACUUAGGAAGGUUAUCAGAUACGCCUGCCCAGAGCAUUUUCAAAGUUCAUGUAUCCAAGGAACUUAGAAGUGAUCAAUUCAAGCACAUGCCCGAGUAUGGAAUAUCAAGGCGUUGUGCACAUUGUAGGAGUGCUAAGGAACCGCAUCGCACCAGAUGGAGCUGUAGUGUGUGCAAAGUGGCUUUGUGCAAGUCAGCCAAUAAAAAUUGUUUUGUCGAAUUUCAUAAAGUUUGAAAUGUCAUAAUUACCGACUAUGUAUUGUUAAAUUUUUUCAAUAAAUUAUUUUUGUUUAUUGUUUUCGAACUCGAAAGGCAAAGUGGUUUCACUUUGCCUUUUCAAAAACCAUUUUUUCUUCACUCGACUCUUGUAUUUUCAUGUCCAGUUGACUCCAAUAAACAGUAAGUCACUGAAAGUUUUAAUAAAAACUCGAUUUA